AUGGUGCAAGAAGGAGAAAGGGGCUUGAUUUUGGUGUAUGACUACAUGGAAAAUGGGAGCUUGGAUAGGAGGAUUUUUGAUUGUGAAGAUAGCAAAAUGUUAAGCUGUGAAGAUAGAAUAAGAGUCUUAACAGAAGUGGCUUUAGGGAUCUUCUACUUGCAUGAGGGAUGGGAAGCCAAAGUUAUACAUAGGGAUAUUAAGGCUAGCAAUAUCCUACUAGACAAAGAAAUGAAUGGAAGACUGGGGGACUUUGGGCUCGCCCGAGUCUAUGGCCCCGGACAAGUGGCUAGCACAACAAAGGUGGUCGGGACUGUGGGGUAUCUAGCACCUGAGGUGAUCAAGAGUGGUCAGGCAUCAACACAAACCGAUGUGUUUGGAUUUGGCAUCUUGGUUUUGGAGGUCAUGUGUGGGAGGAGGCCAAUUGAGGAAGGGAAGCCAUAUCUGGUAAGUUGGGUGUGGGAAUUGAUGGAGCAAGGGAAAAUAGUUUAUGCGCUUGAUGAGAGACUAAGGGCUACAGGAGGAUUCGAUGAGGAACAAGUGGAGAUGGUUUUACAAUUGGGUUUGUUGUGUGCACAUCCAGAGGCACAUGCUAGGCCCACAAUGAGACAUGUUUUAACAGUUUUGGAGGGGAAGAAAGAGACAGUUGAUGAGCCUGAAAAUGAGAACAUGGGCAUCCACUUACUUGAGGAGAUGAAGUCUAGGGAGAUAUGGUUUAAUAGUGCGGGUGGUGGUUCAUACUUGACAUUUGAACAAUUUAGACAAUCUUUCUCAUCUUCAAUUUCCCUUGCUCAUUGGAGUAAUUCAACUAUGGAAGCCAGGUGA
Thlaspi arvense is the source of this 822-nucleotide messenger RNA. NCBI's taxonomy places the organism in Eukaryota, Viridiplantae, Streptophyta, Magnoliopsida, Brassicales, Brassicaceae. The record is from the annotation of a GenBank genome assembly.